Thamnophis elegans (Western terrestrial garter snake) is the source of this 3369-nucleotide messenger RNA. It is a transcript of the gene PHACTR4, whose product is annotated as phosphatase and actin regulator 4. Gene Ontology annotation, molecular function: actin binding. Lineage: Eukaryota; Metazoa; Chordata; Lepidosauria; Squamata; Natricidae. The transcript is spliced from 13 exons. The record is from RefSeq and is a predicted model, not a curated record. Gene Ontology annotation, biological process: actin cytoskeleton organization; neural crest cell migration. The coding region runs from base 276 to 2426 and encodes 716 amino acids.
UGGCAUGGGAGCGUAUUUAUGAGAAUUACACCGUGCCCUGAACCAGGGAUACAGGACAUACCCGUGGCAGAGCUUCGACCCAUCAUCCUGGACAUUUUUAUGACUUUUGGGGGGGGGGGCAUUCGACUUGGGGGAUGAUCUCGGCAUGAUUGGAGGGACACGGUGAAGUUUCUCCACCCUGCAGAGUCUUGUCAACUUUCAGGGGCUGAUGUCUGUUCCGCAGAUCGGCUUGUCUUGCUCCCUUUCUCUCCGAGCCUACCUUGAAGAAUAGAAGAAUGGGACAGGCGCGCUACUCCAGACCGGUAUAUCCAGCUCCCUUGGCUGAAGAGAGGGAGCAGCCGACACAGGAUGCCGGGACGGUGGCUGAAGUUCUGGAAUCCGGCGACACGACCCCCCCUUCCAAGAGAAAGAGCAAAUUUGCUGGGUUUGGCAAGAUCUUUAAGCCUUGGAAGUGGCGGAAAAAGAAAACCAGUGGAAAAUUUAAGGAGACGUCAGAAGUUUUAGAACGAAAGAUUUCAAUGCGAAAGCCAAGAGAGGAGCUCAUUAAAAGAGGGGUUCUGUUGGAAGAUGUUGAACAGGAUGGAGAAGAGCCAGAGAAGUUAAUUCAUGCCACUUUGAAAAAUGGACACACCAUUCCCGUGGACUAUUCUGGAAUUGUCAGUCUUACACACUUGGAGGAAGAAAGCGGAAAGAGGUUGAGCCUUAAGAAGUCCAGUCCCCCUGAAGAGCCAAAGAAAUUGCAGGGAUCUUACAGCAACCACCCCAAUUCAGAAACGGAGCCCCAUCCUAUGCCCCCUGGUCCCAAGCAGCCGCUGCUUCCCCCGAAGCGACCCUUGUCGUCCUCUCCGCAGGAGACGAGUGAUCUGCCAGCAAGGGAGUUUGGCCUUGGCAACAGCAGCGCAAGGACAGUGUCUUCUUAUUCCACAGCUGCAUCUGCCACCAGCACAACGAAAGGGGGCGUUGCUCCUACCCCUGCACCCCGGACUCUUCUCCAUGCUCCCACAAGUGGCCACGCUUCGGCCACCAACACUAGCAACGCCACCCCGACCAAGCAGCCCCCUGUGCCACCGCCCAAGCCUGCUAAUAGGAAUAGCAACCCCUUAAUGGCUGAAUUAUCUCAGGUGAUUAACAGUGGCACCUCGUUGCUGAAGCCUUCACCGCCUCUGCCUCCCAAGAGGGGCCUUCCGAUGAAUGUAUCUUCCCUGCUAGAAUCGGCCGUUGCUCCCAAAUCCCCAACCGAGAGGGUCAUGUCCUCAUCCUAUCCGUCCUCGCUACCUCCACACAUGAUCUCAACUCUCCCUCCCGCUGUCCCUUCAUCUUCCUUGCCUUCUCACAUUCCAUCAGAACCCGCCAAUGCUCCGCUGCCCACCUCCCUCUACGGAGCAGAGGCUCCCUUUUCUACAGAACUACGGAUGGACAGCCAACAGGAAGGUCUCUCUGCGAUGGAUCCAGCCAAGAGAGUGGCCGAGCUGGGAUAUGGAGAACCUCAAGGGCUUCCUCGGUUGUCCCAGGUCCCGUUGCACAUCCGCAUCCAGCAGGCGUUGAGUAGCCCUUUGCCAGCGACCCCGCCUGCCGAAGGCUCACACAGGGCUCACUCGUUGCUCUUUGAGAACGACGGCUCCAGCGAGGAUAAUGGAAUAGUAGGCAGGACAAGGUCUCUACCUGUGACUAUCGAGCUGCUGAAAGUUCCAGACGAUGAAGAAGAGGAGGAGGAGGAAGAUGGCUCAGGAGAUGCAUGCGCUUCCAAUCACCAUGUGUACAUUGGAGAAGACCCAAUGGUUGCAGUUAUUCCCAGGCUGAUCCUGCAGACGGUGCAGGAUGAAGACGAGGGACCAAGUGAUUCAGAUUCAGAGGGACCCAUUUUGUACAGGGAGGAAGAAGAGGAGGAGGAGGAGGAAGAUGAAGACGAAAGCCACAACACGGCCCUAGCCAAUAAAGUCAAGAGGAAGGACACCUUGGCUAUGAAAUUGGGGAACAUGGCUCCCCGGCAGGAAUUGCCACGAGAGAGCACUUUUCCUCGGAAGAGCAAGGAAGAGUGGAAUGAAAUCCGACAGCAGAUUGGGACAACGCUAAUCAGGCGAUUGAGCCAGAGGCCAACGGCAGAAGAAUUGGAGCAAAGGAACAUACUUCAGCAAAAAAAUGAGGCUGACCGGCAGGCUGAGAAGAGGGAAAUAAAAAGGAGGCUCACUCGGAAGCUUAGCCAAAGGCCUACAGUGGCUGAACUGCAGGCCAGGAAGAUCCUGAGGUUUCAUGAGUAUGUGGAGGUAACAGAUGCCCAUGACUAUGACAGGAGAGCUGACAAGCCGUGGACAAAACUCACUCCUGCUGACAAGGCUGCCAUCCGGAAGGAGCUGAACGAAUUCAAGAGCUCUGAGAUGGAAGUACACGAAGAGAGCAAGCAGUUCACUCGAUAUCAUCGGCCUUAAGGUUUUCUUUUUAAAAAAAAAGAAAAACAGCAAGAAGUGCGAGCCAUCACCGGAAGGGAAGCGAACUAGCCGUGUCUGUCAUUUCCUGUCUCACAAGUUGAAGAGGAAUCUUGAGGCUUGUUUGAGAUUAGCCUUCAUUCACAUAUCCAGAAGAAAAGUUUCUCUUCGCCAGGAAACGGGCCAGGGACAGGAAACGCCCUCGACCCCAAAGGGAAGCAUUUCAUUGAAAGGAAAUUUGUCACAAGUGCCACGAGAUCACACGGCGGGGCAAGUCACAACCGAAAGCAUUAUACCUCAGAUAUACGGCAAUACAAACAGAGGAUGCCCCUUGGCUCCUCAUCUUCUGGCUAAUUCUGAACCCUUUCAUUUCCCGUUCUCAGCGAAAAGUGAGACUUAUCAGAGCAGACUGUGGAGCUAUGGAAUGAGAAGUAUGCAUGUACCUACAUGAUGCUGUACCCAGAAGAAACUUUAACUGACACAUUACUGGAGAUUUGGGGAAGGUGCUUAUGGGAUUUUUUUUUUUUUUUGAGUUACUAAUUUGCAGAAUCACUACUGACCAAUCAUAUGUUGUCUAGUGGAAGAAUUGUUGAGCUCUAACGUGGCACAUGCUGCAUCUUGGGGGUGGGGCGGCGGGAGGGGGAAACGUAACAUUUUUUUAAAAAAAUGGACAACAAGAAGCUCCUUUCGACACUCAAAGAGCAAAUUUUCUGUGGAGAGGGGAUGCACCUUUAAGGCCUGUUUAACAGGACACUGCAAAGCCUGAAAUGAGUUGCCUUGAAGAAGCUGAUGACGUGGAAUAUACUGUAUUUUUUUAAAAAAAAUCUUGACUUUUUUUUUUAAAAGCAACUUCCGGAAACUAAUGUGGAGCUUGCCUUUUUUCUUAGAUUUGUAGCAAAAACGUACUGAAAUGUAAAUGAUUCGCAAAGGGCUUAAACCCAGCUUU